Hansenula ciferrii is the source of this 1752-nucleotide messenger RNA. RefSeq lists its product as uncharacterized. Gene Ontology annotation, biological process: transmembrane transport. Gene Ontology annotation, molecular function: transmembrane transporter activity. The transcript has a single exon. Bases 1 to 1752 code for a protein of 583 amino acids. Lineage: Eukaryota; Fungi; Ascomycota; Saccharomycetes; Phaffomycetales; Wickerhamomycetaceae. The record is from RefSeq and is a predicted model, not a curated record.
AUGUCCGUAAAUGAUAUAGAGAAUCAAACAACAACAGAUCAAACAAAGUUACAAAAAGUUAAAGAAAAAUUUUAUGAAAGUAAUGCGGGAGACGGUACAACAACUUAUGAUCAAUAUUUACAUGGUGCACCAUUAUAUUUAUGUCUUUUAUCAUGCUUUGCUACAUUAUUCCUUAUAGGUUUAGAUCAAACCAUUGUCAUUACAAUCUUAGAAACUGUUGGUAAUAAAUUUCAUGCUUAUGAAAAAAUUGGUUGGGUUAGUUCAGGUUAUAUGCUUACCAUGUGUGUGUUUGCAGCUACAUGGGGUCGUAUUGCUAUAACAUGGGGUAGAAAAUAUUCUUUAAUGACAGCUUUAGUAUUAUUUGAAGCAGGUUCUUUGAUGUGUGCAUUGGCUCCAAAUAUGAAUGUUCUUAUUGGUGGUAGAAUUCUUGCAGGUAUUGGAGGUGGUGGUAUUCAAACUUUAACAUUUAUUGUAGCUACAGAAGUUGCACCAAUUCAUCAAAGAUCAACAAUUUUUUCAAUUUUAGGUUUAGCUUUUGCAAUUUCCACUAUUGCAGGUCCAUUAAUUGGUGGUGCUUUCACUCAACAUUCAACUUGGAGAUGGUGUUUUUAUAUUAAUUUACCUAUUGGUGGUGUAGCGGGUGCUUUAUUAUUUUGGUUUUUCAAUCCACCAAAAGCUAAAGGUACAUGGAAGGAAAAAUUAAAAGCUUUAGAUUAUGUUGGUACUUUCCUAAUGACUGCAGGUAUUGUUAUCUUUUUAUUAGCAUUAACUUUUGGUGGUGUUGAAUAUUCAUGGAAUUCAGGUGCUGUAAUUGCAAUGUUUAUAAUUGGUGGUAUUUUAAUGAUUUUAUUCCUCGUUUGGAAUUUCAAAUUUUCAAAAGCACCAAUUAUUCCAUGGUUUGUUAUUAAGAAUCCAUAUGUUACUAUUCCAAUUUUUGCACUAUUUUUAAACUUCUAUUGUUUUAUGGGUAUUGCAACUUUUAUUUCAACUUAUUUCCAAGUUGUUCGUGGUUAUGAUGCAUUUGAUACAGGUGUUCACUUACUACCAAUGAUUAUACCAACAAUUAUUUUCGUUAUUGGUACAGGUAUCUUAAUUAAAACCACAAGAAUUAUAAAACCAUAUGCUAUUGUUGGUGGUAUUUUCGGUUGUGUUGGUGUUGGUUGUUUAACACUUUUAAAAGCUGAUGCUUCAAAUGGUAAAAUGAUUGGUCUUUUGAUCUUACCAGGUGCUUAUGUUGGUAUUGGGAUGCAAACUUGUAUGAUGUCAUCUCAAUUGAAUGCACCAAAAGAAGCUGGUGGUACAAUUUUAACUUCGUCUUUGAUGAAUUUUAGUAGAGCUUUUGGUGGUGCCUUAGGAGCUGAUUUAUCACAAGCUAUUUUCAAUGCUUCAUUUAAAAAUAAAAUUAGAAAACAAAUUAUGAAAGGUGCCAUAAAAGGUAUUGAUUCAUCACAAGCUGCCAAAAUAAUUUCAAGUCCUGCACUUAUUAAAAAUUUACCAUUUGAUUCUCAAGAAAUUGUCUUUAAUACAAUUACUGAUAGUUUGAAAAAUGUUUUCAUAACAGCUACUGCAGUUGCAUGUGUUGGAUUUAUUUUCAUUAUAUUUUUUUCAAAUAAUAAAGUUCCAAAAGCUGAUGAUGUUGCAAAGACUAGAGAAGAAAAGGAAGCUGAAGGAGAAGAACCUGAACAAAACAAUGUUGCUGGGUCUAUUGAAAAGAUCACUACAAAUGAAAGUGCAUCAAAUAAUCAAUCAUAA